Molecule: messenger RNA, 1914 nt
Organism: Tetranychus urticae (two-spotted spider mite)
Lineage: Eukaryota; Metazoa; Arthropoda; Arachnida; Trombidiformes; Tetranychidae
Molecular function (GO): protein binding
Source: RefSeq, a predicted model, not a curated record
GAGUGAGAGAGAGUUUCUGGAGAAAAGAAAGAUUUGUUUUUGGUUUUUUACUUUACUUACUUUACUUUUUUUUCAUGAAAUUAAACAUCAUAUGAUGAAAAUGGCCAGUACGAGAUGAGGGGCUAAUGUCUAUCUCUUUCAGACAUUAUUUGCCUUUUUUACUUUCAGUGAAUUUAAUUUGUGUUUGUAUCCACCAUGACCGGAAUUAAUCAAUUGCCUGAUGAGAUACUUGAAAUUGUGUUCAAUAAAAUUAUUUGGGUUGAGGAUCUAAUAAACGUUUCUGUUGUUUGUCAACGUUGGUCGUUUCUGGUUCGCCGCCGAUUAUCACAGAUUCGGGUUCUUCUUUGUGAGACAGUCAAUGAUGGAGAGGAUGAUGACCUUGAACCAGUGCCAGAUCCUGUUGUGACCACGGAUACUCUCUUCUAUCAGGAACUAAUCGAAGAUAAUUCCAGAAUAGCUGAAUAUUUAGAUUUCCUACCAAACCUUAAAGUUAUCGAGAUUAAUGGUAAUGCAGAACCAAUUCAACCUUAUAUUGGUAGUCUUUUAAAUUGCCGAACAAAUAUUAUUGGCCUUCAGUACAAUCAUCCUUUCUGGUUAUCAGUACCUCAUGGACUUAAACACAUUCAAAUGUUUUCAUCGUAUUCUAUCGGAACUGAGGUAGAAGAAUGUUUUUCUGAAGUUUGUGAACAGCUUUUUGUUAAAUUUGCUCGUGAUUCUUUAUGGAAGAUUUUGUCUGAUUUUAGAUCUCUUAAGAGACUCCAUGUGGGUGAAUUUAGAGGAGAACCUCUAUCAGGGUAUAAUGGCCCAUGUUCUCAUUCAAUUGAAAUAUUGGAGUUAAAUAUUUGCCAUUAUCGUCCUGAUGUACCUACUUGCUCACUUCAUGACCCACCAUAUGGAUUUGGAGCUUUAGUUGAUCUGUGUCCUAGAUUGAAGAGUUUGUUUAUUCGCUUUCAAUCUAUUUUUUCUUAUCAACAUGUCCCUAAUCGACCAAAUAAUUUACUUCAAAAUCUAGUUUUGGAAUACAUGCCAAACAGUUUACAUAAUUGGAGUACGCUGAGGUGUAUUAUUUUUAAUUUUCCAAAUCUGAAGAAUCUAGCAAUUCGUGGUAAUUUAGAGCUUUUGGACAGUCAUGUGCAUGAUAUUUUAUCUAAUUGCGUUAGAUUGGAAUUACUAGAUGUUCGAGGUUGUCCAAAAAUAACAAAUAGAGUCGAAGAUAGUAAACGCUAUUUCUCAAAAUAUACUAAUCGUCAAAUCAGAAUAUUUAGAGGUGAAUUUCCAGUCUCAUGUGCUCCAUCAAAUCAUCGUCAAGUUGCAGAUGGUCUCGACUUCAUGCGAAAUAUUUUUUAUCAAUCUUUCAAAACUAUUCCUGUAUUUAUGCUCCCAGAAUGUAAAAAACGCUGAUAAUCUUAUUUUGUUGCCACUGAACAAACUUUUUUGUCUAUGUGUUCAUUCUUAGUCCACUGAUAAUGUUUCUUAUAUGCCACACAAAGAUUUAAAGCUCAAAGAAAUAUCUUUUUUGCUCAUCCUCAUUUUCAAAUUCACCAGAAGGUUUAAUCUCUUGAUAUUCCCAUGGAUCAACAACUAAUGAACAAAUGAAGCUGCUUGAUGUAAUUAACUGCAAACCUCGUUAUCAAAAUUAUUGGUAUAUUACAAUCUAGCGGAUAUUAGAAAUUUUAGAGCUUCAAUAAGAUCUAGUAUCCAUUCACAUGCUGGAAAAUAAGCUUAAUCAUGACCGCUUAUUUUUAUUUUUUUAACAUUGUAAAAUUUUGCAUAGCAACUAGUUAAUAGUUGCAAAUCAAAUCAUAUUUUCAUUCAAAUUGUUAAUGUACAGUCUAAAUAAUAUGUAGAUAUUAUCAAAACUAUAGCGCGCUUCAUUAAAUGUGAAGUUUUAAAAUUAAAGUUGUAAUAUUUUUU